Messenger RNA from Rhipicephalus sanguineus (brown dog tick), 1902 nucleotides. Its product is annotated as cytosol aminopeptidase. Gene Ontology annotation, biological process: proteolysis. Gene Ontology annotation, cellular component: cytoplasm. The record is from RefSeq and is a predicted model, not a curated record. The coding region runs from base 214 to 1791 and encodes 525 amino acids. Lineage: Eukaryota; Metazoa; Arthropoda; Arachnida; Ixodida; Ixodidae. Gene Ontology annotation, molecular function: manganese ion binding; metalloaminopeptidase activity. The transcript has 15 exons.
UUCCCGGUGCGUGCGCCGGGUCGUGUGGGGUGAUCGCGUGUGUGCCGUUGCUGUGCUGCUUGAAGUGUGUAUUUGUGUGUGUGUGUUUUUCUCACGAUUGGUGAGAAUCGUCCGGCACGACCGAUUCCCUAUCUCAACGUGCGGCAGCCCGCCGUGCACGCAUUGUCAUUUGUCAGCACGGCGUUCUCAAACAAACAGGGUAGUCACCGAUAAAUGAUCCCGCUCCUGCGUUCCUUAUCCAUAGCCUGCUCCAAGUCCAACCCAUACGUCCUUUCUUCGGUCCUGUCAGCACAUCGAAGAAGCCUGGCCAUGGCCGCUAAGAGGCAAGCAGUCCUUCUGGGUGUGUACCAGGACAAGGAUAAGGACAAGGAUGGGGACUUCGUACUCACUCCUAGUGCCAAGCAGUUUGCCGCCAGCAGCAAGCUGACUGACCUCCUCGAACUGACCAAAGGUUCUUUCAAGAAGGGUGAAACAAGGAUUUUCUAUGGCUUGGACGAGAAGUACCCGAUCACCUCUGUCGUGCACCUGGGUCCUCGGCAAGCCGAGGUUCGCGAGCUUGAGGAGUGUGACGAAGCUGCGGAGAGCGUUCGAAUCGCUGUUGCUGCUGGUGUGCGAAGCCUGCGUAGCAUCGGUGCCACAGCUAUUGAUGUAGACCCCUGUGCUAAUGCUGAAGCUGCUGCGGAGGGCUGCACGCUGGCAUUACACGUGUUUGAAGAGCUCAAGAAGAAGGAAUCGCGCAAGCCUCCCGUGACGGUGUCACCCCUUAACGAGCAGGAGCUGGACAAGUGGACCCGAGGCCUGGAGAAGUCGGCCGCACAGAACCUGGCGAGACGGCUGUCCGAGAUGCCUGCCAACAUGAUGACACCCACACGCUUUGCCCAAGAAGCGGCCGAGGCUCUGGAAAACAAGGGAGUCAAGGUCAUUGCCAGGGACCGCAAGUGGAUCGAGGAACAGAAGAUGGGCUCCUUCCUGAGCGUCACACAAGGAUCGGAGGAGCCACCCGUGUUCCUGGAGAUGCACUACGAGGGGCCAGGGCACGUGGCCGGAGGGCCCCUGGUGUUUGUCGGCAAGGGUGUCACCUUUGACAGUGGUGGCAUCUCUCUGAAGCCGUCGGCCAACAUGGACCGGAUGAAGGCGGACAUGACCGGUGCUGCCUGCGUUGUUGCCACCUUUGCCGCAGUGGCAGCGCUCAAGCUGCCCGUCAAGAUGGUCGGUCUCGCCCCUCUCUGUGAAAACCUGCCCAGUGGCAGGGCAACCAAGCCGGGAGAUGUCUUCACUGCCAUGAAUGGAACCACCAUCCAGGUAGACAACACGGACGCCGAAGGACGCCUCAUCUUGGCAGACGCUCUGUGCUAUGCGGACACCUUCAACCCCAAAGUAGUUGUGGACAUUGCCACCCUCACAGGUGCCAUGGUGGUUGCUCUGGGUGCUGGUGCAACUGGCGUCUUCUGCACUUCCAAUGCCCUCUGGAACCUGCUGCAUGAGGCUGGCAGUGUGACGGGUGACCGGGUGUGGCGCAUGCCACUGUUUGACCUGUACCACAAGCAGAUGACCAAGACUACCGUUGCGGACAUCAACAACAUCUCCAAGCAAGCUGGUGCAGGAGGCUCCUGUGUGGCCGCUGCCUUCCUCAAGGAGUUUGUCAAGUGCCCACAAUGGGCCCACCUCGACAUUGCAGGCGUCAUGGAGAACAAGGACGAGGUGCCCUACCUCGGAUCGGGCAUGGCAGGCCGGCCGGUGCGCACUCUGGUGGAGUUUGUGGAGCGUGCAGCUAAACUGGAGAAGCUUUGACGGGGGCCAAUCAUCUAGGACGCAUGCCUUCCGUUCAGCCUGCAGGCCACUUGUUGACGUUCUUUAUUACCGUAAAUGAAAUUACAAAUAAAUGACGUCUUUUUUCACUGU